UUUGAUCCUGCUACGAACCAGUGGUCGGAUGACGUUGCUCCAACCAUUCAAACACACUACUCAUGUGGUGUGGCUGUACUUGACGGUUCUAUUUACGUAGUGGGUGGAACUAGCACUGUUGAUUGUAUGUCGGCUGUUGAACGGUAUGACGUUCGACGAAACGAAUGGUUCUUUGUGGGACACAUGCGGGAAUCUAGAGCAGGGGUUGCUGUUGCCGUGCUUGAUGGUUGUUUAUACGCCCUCGGAGGACAUGAUGAAGGAUUACAAUGGAAUACUGUAGAGAGAUUCGACCCACGGGAAGGUAAAUGGAAAGACGUUCGCCCGAUGUCAACGAUUCGAUACUCUCUCGGAAGUGCAGCCAUCGAUGACUAUAUUUAUGCAGUAGGAGGAUUAAAUGAGUCACACUCUCCAUUGAGUUCUGUUGAGAAGUAUGACCCACGCCGCAAUGCGUGGACUCCGGCGCCUGCCAUGAACAACAGGCGAUAUAGUUUAGCACUUGGUGUUGUUGACGAGAAGCUAUACGCUGUGGGUGGCUUCGAUGGCACUGCAGAGCAGGAUAUCGUUGAAGUUUUUGAUCCCAAGGAGAAUCAAUGGAAACUUCACAGUCGCAUGAAUGAUCGGAGAAGAGACGGAGGUGUGGGUGCUGUUUGGAUGCCGUGA
Messenger RNA from Ostertagia ostertagi, 660 nucleotides. NCBI's taxonomy places the organism in Eukaryota, Metazoa, Nematoda, Chromadorea, Rhabditida, Trichostrongylidae. The record is from the annotation of a GenBank genome assembly.